ACAAACAUAUAUGAAGGACAUUUGAAUAUUAUUUAUUAAUUCAUUUAAAUCACCAAAGAGAUUUCAAAACAGCAGAAAUGUCAGUGGUGAGCGCACUGCCUUUCCUGAAGCCCAUCCACAUGAGAGCUCCAAUCUCCCCCGGCCGCCAGCGCCGGCACACUCUCCCCGCCAGCGAGUUCCGCUCGCUCAACACUGAGGACGCCAUCAGUGUAUUCGAAAUAGAGAGAGAGGCUUUUAUAUCUGUGUCUGGGGAAUGUCCUCUUCAUCUGGAUGAAGUCCGGCACUUCCUCACCCUCUGUCCUGAGCUUUCUUUGGGCUGGUUUGAACAGGGGAGGCUUGUCGCUUUUAUCAUUGGAUCUCUCUGGGACCAGGACCGUCUUACCACUGAUGCAUUGACCCUUCAUAAGCCUCAUGGAACUACUGUCCACAUCCAUGUGCUGGCAGUCCACCGGACCUUCCGCCAGCAGGGAAAAGGAUCUAUCCUGCUGUGGCGUUACCUGCAGUAGCUGCGCUGUCUACCAUAUGUCCGCCGUGCUGUGCUCAUGUGUGAGGACUUCCUGGUGCCUUUCUACCAGAAGUCUGGCUUUAAGGGGCAAGGUCCUUCUGAAAUUACUGUAGGGUCACUUACCUUCAUCGAGAUGUAUUAUUCUAUAAGGGGACAUGCAUUCAUGCGCCGUAACAGUGGCUGUUAA
Sinocyclocheilus rhinocerous is the source of this 692-nucleotide messenger RNA. RefSeq names its product serotonin N-acetyltransferase-like. The record is from RefSeq and is a predicted model, not a curated record. Gene Ontology annotation, biological process: response to light stimulus; circadian rhythm. Gene Ontology annotation, cellular component: cytoplasm. Gene Ontology annotation, molecular function: aralkylamine N-acetyltransferase activity. Lineage: Eukaryota; Metazoa; Chordata; Actinopteri; Cypriniformes; Cyprinidae. The transcript has 3 exons.